Molecule: messenger RNA, 888 nt
Organism: Cuscuta epithymum
Lineage: Eukaryota; Viridiplantae; Streptophyta; Magnoliopsida; Solanales; Convolvulaceae
Source: the annotation of a GenBank genome assembly
AAAAUAAGGAGAAACUGAUAAUAAGGAUAAUUACAACAAAAUUAUGCAUAGGUCUUAAGUUAAUACUCGGUAUAUGAGAAGUUGAUUUUGGAGAUGAGUAUAGAUAUGAUAUACACGUACUACUUCAAUCGGAUCUGAUCUUGAAGCUAAUCGCAGUGCCAAUUCGAUCUCCAUCUACACAAUCCAUUAUAUUCCUUGGAUUCGUCGCACAAUAAAAUAUAAUGAGCUACUAUAAUCAGGGCCAACAACCACCACCUGUUGGGGUUCCUCCUCCUCAAGGUUAUUCCCAGCAAGAUGCUGCUUACAACAAAGAUGCAACACCUGGCUACCCACCCCCACAAGGGUACCCACAGCAAGGGUAUCCCCCACAAGGGUACCCUCCCCAAGUGUACCCUCCUCAGGGGUACCCUCCCCAAGGGUACGCACCACAGUAUGUUCCACAGUACGCUGCUCCGCCUCCACCUCCACCACAGCAACAAGCCAACAACUCUGGUUGUUUGGAAGGAUGUUUGGCUGCACUCUGUUGUUGCUGCCUCUUAGAUGCCUGUUUCUGAGUUUUGAAGAAGAACAAGAGAUAGAUAAGGAGGAGCAGAGCUAAUUUAGAGCUGGAUGUAGAGAGGCCUGCAUGCCCUGCUUUAUUAGUUUGUUAGUUGAUGAUUAUGGCAUGGCCAAUUGGUCAAUAGCUUUCUUAUGUUUGUUUAGUGAUUCAUUUAAAUAAUUGGUAGUUGGUACGCAUCCAGUGGUUUACUGCCUCAUUACUGUAAGUCUUAACAUAUUUUUUUUGGUUCUGAUUUUUCAUUGAUGCUGCAUAAUGCAUGUCAUUAGUGAAAUUGUGAAACCUAGUAAGUGGCAAGUAUAAAUGGGGUAAGUCACCCUUAAGAUUUAAGC